Porites lobata is the source of this 15745-nucleotide messenger RNA. The record is from the annotation of a GenBank genome assembly. Lineage: Eukaryota; Metazoa; Cnidaria; Anthozoa; Scleractinia; Poritidae.
AUGGAGGAUGAAAUGAUCGACUACGGCUUCGAAGAGGAUAGUGUAAGGAUUAUAUUAAGUCAACUCUAUUCCAGAUCUUUUUAAAAUCUCGUGCAAUUGCUUAAAAUUGUGACGUGAAACUUUCUUUUUGCCGUUUAGGUUAUGGUUAUUGAUGGCGAAGUUGACGAGAAAGACAGAAACAACGAAAACGAAAGGAGCCGAGAACUUUACAUGGAAGAAAGACAGGCUUGUGUUAAGCAUUUCGAGAAAUGGUCAGAAACCCAGCAAGUUGAAUUUGUAGAAUAUCUACUCUCGAAAAUGUGUCAUUAUCAGCAUGGACACAUUAAUUCAUAUCUCAAGCCAAUGUUGCAGCGAGAUUUUAUAACUGCCUUACCUGGUAAGUUGAUUCUGUUCUUAAACGAAUAAACGGCCACGUUUCUCCUUUAUAAGGCUUUAAAGAGUGCUCAACCGAGAAGAUCGAGGCGAAAGUCGAGUUAUUAUUCGCCCGAUCAAAGACGCGUUUCUAGUUGAUGUAUGUUGUGAUAUUGUUGUGUUGAUGCAUUGUUCGUUCCAGUCGUGUAAUACACUUAUGUUUUUAUUUUACCGUUGAUUUGAAAUGUACACUGUUUCAUGUUUUCAUCCAUUGGUUUUGACCAAAGUCACCUCUCCCUCCUUCACAUAGCUGCCCUCAGAGGCAAUAUCGGUUUUAUAUCGCAUGCCGCAAACCAAGAUCUUGUACAUACUUCAUCAAAGUUUUUGCGCUUUCCAACGUUUAUGUUUAUAGUUAUUUUUGUUUUGGAGGGGCUGUUUACAUAGGCAUUUAUAAAGUGAUUCGUUUAACAACAGAUAGGAAAUUUAAGCUCAGUAUUUUCACCAAUUGAACCCGUUGUAAGCUGUUGCAUUCUUUAACUAAGAAGUCAGUGUUUUCAUUUUUUAAUAUUUUUUUAAAUUGAAGAUAAGCUACAGGUACCUCGUUCAUCAUUGAUUAUCAGUGUAUUGCAUCUUCUAAAGUUGUCUGAUUAAUCUGAAAUAUAUGUGUAGUCUGAGCCGAAGAUUUGAGUAUAUUAUUGUUGCGGAUUACCACUGCUGCGAACACUACUAAUUCUGAUUUAAUUAUUAAUUUAGAUUUUUUGCUUUCAAAAAGCGAGAAUCUGCAUUUUACUAUUAAUACAGUCAACCUUAAUUAUUGUGGACACCCUACAAGUUAGUGUCCUUAUCAGUGAAAGUCUGUAGUACAUGUAGUAGUAGCAGUAGUUUAUACAUUCAGAUGUGUGUAAUUUAUUUUUGCUGAGAUUUAAGCUGCUGUCCACAUUGGUAACUGAUCAUUUCGCCGCCUAAGUCAUUUUGCCCCGGUUACUUACCCCCCUGUUUUCAAGUCAUUUAGCACGCUCCAAAUAUAUUGUUCCUCAUUCUACAAAUGUAUAAGCCACAAAGCAAAACAAGCACCCUUCAAAAUUAAUGUAACAUUGCUCGUUCUACAAGCCAUAAACUAAUGCAAGCUCAUUCUAAAAUAGGAGGCUAAGUAACUGGGGUAAAAUAACUUGGUGGUGAAAUUUCCAUUAUUUGGGUGUUUAUACUGCACCUAUAUGUCUUGCCCUUAGCUCAGGGGAUGUUCUCACCCCCGAAGCUGCAGUGCUUGUGGUCAGAGCCACAGACUGAGAACUCUGGGUGGGAACAGGGUAAUACAUGUAAACUGGUUGUGUGGUGCGCAAGUCAAUUCGUACCCUGUUAAUUCAUACUCAGAUUUCAAUUGAUUGAUACCCCGUAUUCAGCUGAUUUGUACCCAUAUUCUAGUCAAUUUACACACAUAAAUAACAGAGUGAAUACAACUCGAUAAUAAUAAAACCAAGCUUCACAUGUUGUGUACCUCAUUCUUUAAGCCACGAGACAAAAAAAGUGCUCUAUGAAUCUACUAUACUUCUUUUUAAGCUAUGAAGUAGGGGUUGCACAGAAAGCCAAAAAUAAACCAUGUUUUGUAGACAUCCUACUUUUGCUUCACCCAAGAGCAUUGCUCAACAUUAACAGUAGUCUACUUGUCCAGGACUAGUGAAACUUUAUGUUGGGCUAGUAAAAAUGUGCUCCUCCUAGACCCGUGACAAGUUAGUUUAAUGGACAAAAUAAAAUUUCUACAAUCCUGUAACUUGGGAAGUUCUUUUUCUAAAAUGGUUCAUCAUAGUUUCUAUAUCUUAAGUAUUAAAUGUAAACCAAAGGACUUUCUAUCCAUAUCAUGGAGGUAUCGUACGAUUGACCCGCAAAAUGGAUGCCAUGUUGGAAAUGGAAUUUAUUUCCUCACUUUCGUGUCACUCAAUGAAGUAGGGACCUGGGUAAGAGCCACCAUAGGUCUGCCAUCUUGGAUUUUUUUCAUACACAUUCACUGCAGGAAUGCAGCAGAUUUCAAGCUUUUUAAACAACUCACCUUUGAGAAAGCAUCUUUCAAACUCCGCUUUUGACGCAGGAAGAAUGGCUCCAGUCUCUUGGGUAUUUUUUCAGGCUAUUUUUGGACCAGUUCUCAUGGGCUAGUGAUUUAUUUCACUUACCAGCCCAUUGCCUAGUGUCUGAACAAAGUUAGUGUCAAGCACUGCCGAGCUGUUGAUCUACACUGUAUGUUGCUUGCAGCUCUAGGGAUGAGAAUGAAGAGGAGAGGGUGGACAUGCCCAUUUGAGAUUUGCCAUUCUGUGACUUCCAGAAAUGUUAGAUACCCCUGUGGUAUAUUGUAAACAAAUUGUAUAGCUAUUUUCACUCAUGUGGUCAGCAGCUAUACACAAUUUCUUGGAACAAAAGAGAUGUUUUUACAUAAGAAAAGAGAUCCUACUAUCCCCACAGUUAUUUUUUGGUUCACCAACAUGGCCACCACUUUGAUCAUUGUUUUGGUACACCAAUAUUUCCAGAUUUCAAGUGUCAGGGAUGAUCAAAUCAGGGCAAAAUUCAAAACCAAAGAAAAUCCCUGGACCAAAAAUUAACCCUAUAGAAAUCUCAUGCCAAAUUUCUGAGCCUUAAGAAUUUCCAGAAGGCAUUAAAAUUAAUGAUAUAACACGAACAAUAAAAACAUUAGAAAUUUAAUGUUUUCAGAUUGUUUUGAAUACAGUCGACUCUCGAUAACUCGAACCCUUUAUAACUCGAACCUCCCGUUAACUCAAAGUAAUUUUCAUUUCCCUUCAUAUCAUUUUCCAGAUAAUUAUACUCUCAAUAACUUGAACUCCCGAUAACUUGAACUUUUUUCUAUUUCCCUUGAAGGUUCAAAUUAUCGGGAGUCGACUGUACUCACAAAUCCCUUCUUAAUUCAAGCUAGCCAAAAAAUACUUGCCAAAUUUUUCUACCCCAAAAAGUGCUCGAAUCGAAUAUUUCAAAUCCCAAAAAACUUGACUUUCACUUGAAAUCUGGAGCACGCCCCUCCCCCUGUGUUAUAACCACUUCAUUCGUUUAUCAUUGUGUAGUAGGUUCACUAAAAAAUAAUGUACUUAUUUUUUGUUGUUGUUUGACAGCUAAAGGGUUGGACCAUAUAGCUGAAAAUAUCUUAUCCUUUUUGGAUGCCAAGUCUCUUUGUGCAGCAGAGGUAGUUUGUAAAGAGUGGAACAGAGUAAUUUCUGAUGGAAUGCUAUGGAAGAAGCUUAUUGAAAGAAAAGUCCGAACGGAUCCUUUGUGGAGAGGGUUGUCAGAGAGGAGAGGAUGGUAAUAAUAUUGGGAUAAGAUGGAAAUAAAUUAAAUAGUUGUUAUUGAAAAUAAAUUUAUUUUGUGAAAGGCUUUCUUCAUUUUCUUAGAGCCAUUGAAAUUUCAAAUUUCACAAAAUGGACCAAAAUGAAACCUUACACACCAAUUCCUGUGAAAUUUGAAAUUCAUUUUCUUGGGCUCCCAUAAGAAAUUGCCUUUGGUGUUAUUACAGAUACGGUAACUAUUAGUACAUGUAAUUAUUUCUAUAGUUCUUGAAAAAUGUAAAAAAGAAUGGACUAUACUUUAAACUAUUCUGUACGAGGUUUUUAUCCGCUGAAAAUUGAAAUGACUUAAUUUCCCGAUGGAUUCCGUCUUAAUCUGACAUGUACAGAACCACUCAAAGGGGAAAGGAUUGGAUAAAAUAGAGACUUCAACAAAGAAAAUACCUUUCUUAUAAAUGACUAAGGAUAGGAGAAUUCUUGUCACCAAUUAAGAAUUGAGAAUUUGCUCAUCUAAAUGGGCAAUUUAGGUACGUUACUGUCUGUACUGGCCAAAGGACAAGCAUUGUCCUCAGUGCCAAUCAAAAUGAUGGCACACACUGCAAACCUUAGACAAUUAUGUUUAGAUAUCCUUGAUAGAUUUACAUUCACAGCUGGUGACAGUGAUUCAAUAAAAAGUAUUUUUCAUGCAGUAUGUAGUUGACCCUUCUUGUCGAUAACGUCCUACAUGUAUAUGCCGGUAUGCUGCUGAUGACUGUUUUUGAAUAAUCAUAGGCAAUGUCUUAGCUCACAUGCCAACUACAGGCUUAUGUUGGCAUGUGUUAACUCAUGAAUAACAAAUUCCAUUUUUCUCUCUCUGUUAGGGGACAGUAUUUGUUCAAAGCACAAGUUGCAGACCCUCCUCGACAUCUUUUCUUUAGAAGACUCUUUCCAAAAAUUAAUGAGGACCUUGAGGUACAGUUAACCUAUUUCUAACAAUCAUUGUUUGUGUAGCAUGACCUAAUCGAUAAAACCUUAGUUACUUACAUCAACUUUUUUUCUUAAUUUUCCCUAUUUCUUACCUGGUUAGUUACUGUUGAUGCUCAAAUUAGUGUCUGGGGUUCAUAUUUAAUUUUUAUGAGUUGAGAUGGGUUGCUGCUUAUUUUAUUCUUCAGAAAUUUGGCCUUAUAUGUUAGAUGGCAUUUGUCUUUGUUUCAAAUAAGAAUGGAAACUGAAAAAAUGUAAGCAGUAACACAGAAACUUUAAAACACACUAUUGUUUCAGUGAAAACAGGGACCAGUUGUUCGGAGGCCAAUUAGUGCUAACCUGGGGUUAAGUGUUAAUCCAGUUUUUCUUUUGAUGUUGUUGUUCAAAAGCAAUUUCUUGGAUAAUUUUUUAUCUCCUUUUUAGUGUAUCUAAUCAUCAAAUUGCAGGCAAAAAUAAUAAUUGAACUACAAUUGCCACAGCUAAUUUUUUUCAUUAAUGUUUUUUAGGCAAUUGAUACUAAUUGGCGUUGUGGCCGUCAUUCUCUUCAUCGUAUCUACUGUCGCAGUGAGAAUAGCAAAGGUGUUUACUGCUUGCAGUAUGAUGACAACAAAAUAGUUAGUGGUCUUAGAGAUAACACAAUUAAGGUAUGUGUUGCAUCAGUGCAUAUAAUAAGGCUACAAGGCCGUGCCCACUCCAGCUUGACCAUUUGAACCAGUAGCAAAGGCUGUUGUACUGUGAUGUUCACACUAACACUUCCAUCCUCAUUGCUCUCUACCCUUGAUUCCAUAAUUUUUUAAUACGGCUUUGAAGUAACUCACUGAGUUGACUGUUCCAUAUCCUCCGAUCAGGUUUUUUGUUAGACGAGAGGGAAAAAAGAACACCUGAUCUUUACAUAUUUUGCACUAGCUGCCAACUACCCCCUGCUUUCAAAAAAUUAACAUCUGGUUGACCUAUGUUUAAUAUGUGUAAAACAUUUAAUGUGCUACCAAAUAUUUUUGUGCUUGGGGAAAUCAAAACAGUGGCUAUGUUCAAUUAUAGUUUCUUUGAAAAGCUAGCACAAUCGUAUUUCUGUGAUGGAGUAAUACAUGUAUCAGCUGGAUCUAGUUGAAUUCAAUAUUUUUUUUUCUGCCACAGAAACGAGAAAACAAAACUUUAGCCUGAGAGAUGAUCUUAACUAUUCGAAACAGUUAUGUUUCAUUCAAACUCCUCAGAAUCCUGUGGGAUGUCAAACCUAAUCUUCAGCCAAUAAGAACAAAACUGUCGACCAGUCAGAAAUACUUCCAGUUUCUGACUGGUUAUCUGGUAAAUAGAUGUACAUGUAUCGUGCCUUCCUUCCCACAAAAGGCAAAAAAGUAGAGAGAUAUGAAGGGAGAGCAUGAUCAGUUGCAGGCUAACUGUACCAUGGAUAAUACUUUGAAGUUAAAAAUGUGUUCUUGUCAUAACAACUUUGUUAUUUUUAACCAGUAGUUGUCAUAGACAAAUUCGGCUGUCAGUACUAAGUCAAUAAUUUGUUUCUGUUUUCAUUUUAGAUAUGGGACAAAAACACAAGAGAAUGUGUCAAAGUUUUAACUGGCCAUACUGGCUCCGUUCUUUGUCUUCAAUAUGAUGAGAAUGUUACUGUCACUGGUUCAAGUGAUUCCACUGUUAGGUAAUGUUUUGCAAAAGCAAAAGGUGCUCUAGGGUACUUAAUAAUUUUUUGUUUGUUAUUUCUAUCAGGCGGUCCUGAAAUUUGGUAUCAAGAGAGUAACAUGCAUUAAAAAAAGACCCUAAAAGUCAAAAUAACUUGUGAUUUUACAUUAAAGUCUCCUUUAACUUAACCCAAUUCAAAAGGAGAAUCUAGCAGCUGGUCAGAUAAGUUUAUGCCACUUUCUUCAUGCACCCCAUCUAUUUUAGUUCUUCUUUUUUAACCUUUUACCAAAAUAUACAGAGAAAAGGAGUCAGACUCAGAAUUAACUGUUAAAUGAGUUGACAAUUUCUUUUGCAGGGUAUGGAAUGUUCACACUGGUGAAAUGUUAAACACUUUAAUCCAUCACUGUGAGGCUGUUCUUCACCUGAGAUUUCAAGAUGGCAUGAUGGUGACAUGUUCAAAGGUAAAUAAUUUUGAUCUAUUUAGGUUUCACCUACCAACCUACCCCUCCCCUAAGCCAACAUUAUCCCUUACUUCUCACUUAGGGCAAAAUGUUGGCUUAGGUGAGGGGUAGGUGGGCAGUUUCCCAGGAACCUAAAUUGAUCCAAUAAUUUCUUAUAUAGUACGCAGUCAGCACUCUCUAUGAAGGACACUGUUGGAUCAUGCAUUGUAGGGCGUGUCUCACAGUCGGGCCAGGUCAAGUGUACUCCCAAAGGUUCCAUUAAUGAAUUUGUUAUUGACUGAAUGCAAAGAGGUUAUUGUAAAAAAUUCACUGCUCAUUACAGAUGCAGGAAAGUAGAUUUGAAUUUGAUAAUGUCUGCGGCUAACGGAUUCAUCUUUCAAGUAACUGAUUUGUUAAUGGAACCUAUGGAAGUAUGCUUGACAGUCUGGCGUGACUGUAAAGUGGUAUCCAACUUUAUAAUAAAGGUGAGGGACAGGACCAGGAACCAGGGACCAGGGGUCCAUUUCUCAAAAAGCGCGGAAACUUUUCAGGCCCAAAGGCAAAUUUCAAAAUCAAAAUCUGUUGAAUAGUAGCUCAGUUCCUAGCUCACAAACCAGUCAAUAUUGCUUUGUUAACUGAUAAAUUUAUUUUAUCAUUUUCAAAAUUAUUGGAACCUUGAUCUUGAAUGCAAACACAAAAAACACGGAACAGCUUUUUGGGGAUGAAAAGGUAUUGGGGCUUUCACAAAACAGACCCCAGGACCAAGAGCAGUAACUAACUCAAUUGGUACUGAUGAUGAGAAAACCAGUUGAGUAAUAUUUGUUGGGAAGCUGUAAAAUGCACAAGUGUAAUAAAUGGACCCAAAUGUUAAUGUCCAAUCUUAACAGUUAUACCCAAGUGUAAAUAAGUUCUCAGCUGUAAAGGCUGGUUUUCACUAGUGACAGAUUCAUACUUGGAAUCGUAAGCGGAGUCGUAACAGCACUUAUGACCUAUUGAAAAUCAAAAAUUGGAGUCGUAAGUGAAGUCAUAAGAAUCAGAACGUUUCCAUUUCUUCCAACUCUGCUUACGAUCGCUUACUAGUGAAAACCAGAUUGUCGGAAGCAGAAGCAGAAGGAUAAACCAAUCACAAUGCAUGUUCCCACGCUUUGUGAUUGGUUAAGUUCUUCCAUUUCUGCUUUUGACUCCAACAAUCUGGUUUUCACUAGAUCAUAACCAGAAUCGGAACGCUGUUUUCACUAGAUUAUGAGCUCUACACUUCUGAUUACAACUCUGACUCUGACUCCGACUCCGUUGCUAGUGAAAACCAGCCUUAAUUACUUUUGGCCCAACGUGGGAGAAGCUUCUAUAAACAAGAACUUUGGUCUGUGAUUUUCGGCAAUGCAAUUUUUCUACUGCUCAUUUUAGUCUGUUUAGCUGAUUUGGAUAUAGCAGGUUCUCCUCCCACAAAGUCUUAUUAAUUACGUAAUUAAUGUUAAUGCAUAAUAUUUCCAACCAGAAUGAUGGUUUCAAUUAAGUGCCAAACAAAAGCAAUGAAAAAUAACUGAGCCAAGGAAGAAAUUAUAUCACACUUCUUCCAUUAGUAGUGAAUAAAAAGUUGAAAUGAAUAAUGUUAAAACAGACUACAGCAUUAUGCACAGUUGUUGUAGAGUGCUGUGUUGUAAAGGGCUAAGAAAGUCACUGGUUCAGUUUUUGAGAACUCACUGUCUUUGCUGGUCUUAGAUUCUUCCACAUUUCCUUAGGAAGUAAGUUAGUUGAUAAAAUAACUGGAUAAAAAUCACUCAUGUGGAUUUUUGUAUAAAAUAAAAAUGUCCCUUGGAAUUUUUUUUUGUUCAGGAUCGCUCCAUAGCUGUAUGGGAUAUGCAAUCACCAACGGACAUCAACCUCAGAAGAGUGCUAGUUGGACACAGAGCUGCUGUCAAUGUUGUCGACUUUGAUGACAAAUACAUUGUGUCAGCCUCUGGAGAUAGAACAAUUAAGGUACAAUCUACUUAAGUCCAUGUUUCAAGCCAGCCCUUCACUGUUUAACACUUUAAAAAAAGCUUGAGACUAGGCUCCAUUUUGUUCAAAGGGCAGAUGGUGCUAUGUCCUUGUUGAUAACUACCUAAAAUUAUGAAGGUCGGAGCAGUUACGCAUCCAUUGGUUUGCAUAGACAACAUAUUUGAUCCUUCUUGUCACAUAGAGUAAAUUGAGCAAUUUAUGUUAUGUGGAACUUAAUUCAUAUAUGUAGCUAUUUUAUAGGCUUCCACCCCCCCCUCGACAUGUUUGAUUGUUUUUGUCGGAGUGGAAAGGACUCACAAAUGUAACCUGAAACCCUAAAAGCAAGUCAUGCCACUCCCCAUUUUCUUCCCAAAAAUGCAAAUGGAAACCCUUCAAGCGAGAAAAGUCUACCUUCGCUUGGUGGCCUAAAAAGCUCACUCUGCUCACUAAGAAACUCCUGACGUCAACUUGUAGCUAGUCUACAAGGUGAUCUGACAAAGUGAAAUCUGUAAAAAUGAGAAUUAUUGAAACAACCAUGAUACUACAUUUCAUGUUUGAUUAGAUGUUGUGUGAUCCACACAAUCUCUUGGUAAAAACAUCCUAAGGCUCCUAAAACUUUAGUCAAAUCAUAAGGGAACUAUAAUGAAUUCUGUUUAUCUUUAGGUGUGGAGUACUUCCACUUGUGAGUUUGUCAGAACCCUCAAUGGACACAAGCGUGGCAUAGCCUGCUUACAGUACAGGGAUCGACUGGUAGUUAGCGGUUCUUCAGAUAAUACAAUUAGGUAAGACUUAUAUAUAGCAGCUGUGAAUAUUAAAGGAGCUCUGUCACAAAAUUUAUCAAAGUUCAAACAGUGAGAACUACCAACAUGUACAAAUUAGUGUACAAAACAUGAAAAAGAGAUAUAAAUAGUGCAGCAAAUGCCAAUGGAGGCACAGAUGGACAAAUGAGAAGGAAAUUGAAUUGGAUUGGAAUUGUGUUUUUUGAAAACUUGUUAGCCCAACAGUUUUUCAAAUUUCAUUUUUGUUGUUUGUUACGUUGAUACAAUGCUUGGAAGACAUUUUUUGGACUCAAAACUGUGAUUUUGUCAUUCUCAAGUAAUUUCUCAAGUUCCAUGAUUAGGGAAGUGUAAUUGGCAUUAUGAAAGAAAAUGAAGCAGACAGCCAUGGCACAGCCCCUUUAAAAUGGCAAUUUAUUAUGUAUGAAAAAUAAACUUUCUUUACGUACUCACCUGGUUUUUAGAAUAGUCAAAAUAUUUUUUGCUUCCUAAGAGUCAGUUAUGUAGAGUAACUAUUACUAUGUAGUGGAGAAGUCGUUUAAUGUCUCUCUCUUCUGAAUCCAUGGACAGAAUUCAGUGAUAGUGGCACCAUUUGAAUGAAACGUUUUCCACUUUCAGUUCUUUUGAAUGGUGCUAUUAAUUUUUUUUAACCAUUUUUGAGUUACAUUUUCUCAGAGGCAGGGGUUUCAAUAGUAGCCGGGUAGCGGGUAGAUCUAACCGCUUGCAACGGGCUGAUUACCCGCUUGGAGCCUUCACAUGAACGUCAACUAAGACCAGAUAAUUUCAUCUCAGCUUCGAAUUCUUGCCCAAAAAUUGGGCAAAAUAGGUUUUGACUAUGACUACUUCAUUGUAACAUAAUUCUCUUCAAAUUUGUUUAAAUUAGUUGACUUAGGAGCAAAAAAAUGUAAAAACAAAGCAACAAAAAAAUACCUGAAAAUGCAUGUGCGAGUGUCUAGAACUUCAAAAUUUUCCGGGGGAACAUGCCCCCGGACCCCCCUAGGGUCGAAGGCCUUGGGGCCUUCGGCAAAUAUACCCGCCUGUUACUCUUAAGUACCCACUUAUGCAAAAACUUAUUGAACCCCCUGCAGAGGCAUAAUAAAAUUUACUGUUUCUGCUGCUCAUAAAAUUAAUGGAAACAGAAGGAUAUCUUGAUCUUUCUCUACACCUUUUUUUCUGGGUACAAACAGUAAAGCCACUCCCUAAUUGUAAUGAGUGUAUCUUGUGAUAGAUUAUGGGACAUUGAAUGUGGAGCCUGUCUCAGAGUCUUAGAAGGGCAUGAAGAAUUAGUCAGGUAAUAAAUAUUUCUUAGGUAACAAGUGGUUUUUGAAUUGUGUGCUCAACUUAGGAUUUCUUUAAGUUCUGUACCUUUAUCUGUCAAAUGGAGACUGUUUUUAUGUAUUGUAUCCUCAGUGUACCAAUAAAACAACAUGGAUGUUAACUAUUAAAGAGGCCAGAAUGCUGGAUGGCAUCCUACAUCAGAAGUUGCGCUGUAAAGCACAAGUUAUUUCUCAUAAAUUAACACUCUUCUUUCUCUCUCUGUAAUUUUAUUAUAAAAUUAUUACCAUGUAUACAGUAUGUAUACAGUUAAGGGGGUUAAAUUACCCUCAGUCACAGCAUCUUGGAAACACAUUCUAUGUUUUUCUGUGACAGCUUCUUUCACUGUAUCAAUAUUAUUGUAUGAUGAAAACAUUUUUUGAAAACGUUUUUCCUAUACUUUAUUCAAGAAAAUUCUGCCCAGAAAUGUUCAGUUUUCCAGCCAACUACUGUAAUAAUGUAGUGCUUUGUUUUUGUUAUGGGUUGAUUACAGCAUUGUGCUUUGCUUUCCAUUGCCAAUAAAAGAAUGGAAUGGGAUAUCAAUGCCUGUGAUGGGUACUCUAGUUAGCAGAGUUCUUAUAUGUCACCAUCUUGUUUUGCAGAUGUAUUCGGUUUGACAACAGAAGGAUAGUUAGUGGUGCUUACGACGGGUAAGGCAACUGAAAGGAAUUUCUACCAUUAUUUUAAGACCACAGAAAGACUGCAUGUACAGAGUAUUCUUUUUUAGUAGACAUGUAAUAUUAUUUAUCUCAGUAAUAAAGGGACUGAGUUUAAAAUGUGGUCAGAUUGUUUCAUAAGUAAACUCUGGAAGUAUAUGCAGUCCCAAAACUUUGUGGUAAAGCUUUAAAGAAUUUUUUGCUCGGCAACAUUGUUGUGGAAAUCAUUGUGAGGUACUCUGCGUUUGUAUGUGAUUCUCAAAUCUUGCUUGUGCCACAUUCAAUCUCCUUUUUUUUCUAUUGAAGUGAAGGGACUUAAACUUAGGAAAAGAUUAGAAGAGUAGAAUUUUAAGAGACUUAGAAGUUUCAUGUAAGUGUAGCUAAAAGGGGAAGGUAGUUCUGGAGGAUGGAAUCUGAUGCUGACUGGUCAACAACAUGUUUCCAGAAUUUUCCUAUACCACCUGCACGCUUGCUGAACCAGAAUUACCCAAGACUGCCCUGCUAACAUGCUGAAAAUUUAACCAGGACCACCUUGUGUGCCUGGUUGCCUAGUUUCUUCAAAUCAAGAAGAUUUCACAUAUUACGAAAAUGAAUACAACGAAAAAAUGAUGUUUCUCUACACGAGGGAAUUUAGGGUGCCUCCUCAGGAUCCGGCCUCUAGGCUGGAACCGUGGGGGAGGGGGCAAUAACCUUGGAAAUCUCUUCACAAAAUGCUUUGACAGUCAUGACUUGUAUGUAAGAGAAAAAUAACUUCAAUUAAUAACGUAGUAUGUGAUAUUGAUCAGAUGCUUACCAUUACAAAAACAGGACUUUAACUUGAAAACUCCUUUCGACCUCUCAAAAAUGUUGGUGAUACUUGGUGGACAAGGCCAUGUACUACAAUUGGUUUCAAGCUUGAUUCAAUUUCAUCUGGCUGUUAAACUGUUGGAGUGUCCUCCUAUUUAAGUAAUAGCAAACAUUUUCCAUGUUUGUUAUGUAAACCCUGGGAUGAAGUCGAGGGUUUGGAUAACUGUCGAGAAUUCUUCCAACCCCUCAAGUGUUUAUAUCAGGCUAUGCAAAUACAGGAAAAAAAGAUUUCCAUUGCUUUUAUAAAUCAACUUUCUCGAGAAAAAAUGCAACUCUUUGUUGUGGCACUGAUUAGAAGAGAAAUUCUUAACAGUCGUGAAGUCUUGCAGGCAUAAUCAGCUCUUCUUUAGCAAAUAAGAUGCUUUCCAAAAUAUGGAUUUUUCUUUCAAGUUUCAGCUGAUGAGGGAAUGGGUGAAUAAUAUAAACUUGUUGGGUUUUCAAGUCAAAAACGUUUUCAAAUUUGUGCUUGUGUGAUUAACAUGCAAAAAGCAAAACAUCUUGACGUUACGACCAUGUUUACAUACUCUCAUUCAAACAGACCUCUUGUCCAAUCAGAGCGCUCAUACUCAGGGUUCUCAAUAGAUUUUUAAGUAGGAGGUGAUCGCUGAUAAAGUAGGAGGCAAAGGCAGAGGUGUCAAAACAAAGCAAAGAAAAGCGACUUAAACACAAAGUAAGCGGCUAUAAAUCCCAAAGUAAGCGGCGAUUAAUCGCCGGGUGCCGCCUUCUAUUGAGAACCCUGCAUACUAUCUUAGUUAUUUUAUAAAUGUCUCUAUAAGACAUCUGCAGUGUCCACACUUCCCUUUGUGGUGUGUAGUAAAAUACUGUCAUUAUAAAGGAGUAAAAAAGAAAGCAUUAUGCAUGCUUUUAGUACAUGCUGAUGUUUGAUUGUUUACAGAAUAUUAUUAAAAUAAUAAUAUAAGUAAUAAGAAAUAUUAUUGUUUAAUUUCACAAAAGGAAAAUCAAAGUGUGGGACCUUCAAGCUGCACUAGACCCAAGAGCCCCCGCAGGAACAUUGUGUUUGAGAACACUUGUGGUAUGUGGUAUUAUAUUCAAUGGUUUAGAAUCACAUUUUACCUCAAACAUCAGGUCCAAGUUGACACUUUUCUCAAAUCAGAAGCAUUCACUGUAAAACUUGAUUUCAGAAAAUAUCCCUGCUACUCCCAUGGAUGAGUUUUUGUUUGGACCUACGGCUCCCACCCCUCUGGAAAUUCUAUUUUAACCUCAGACUUUCCUUUUCAAAGAUACUAUUUAUGUGAAAAUGUAUAUUACAGUGGAACCUCUUUAUAACAAAGUCCUCAGUGUAACAAACUUUUUUUUUGACUCCAGUAAUAGUAAAAUAUAAGACAAUAUGAAAAAGAACCUUGAUAUAAGUUAUCUAACCUCGUUAUAAUGAACGUAUUUGCCAGUUCCUUUACUCUUUGUUAUAUUGAGGUUCCACUGUAUGUAAUUUCAAAAAGUGGAGGGGGGGGUGCAGGCCCCCUCAGCCCCUCCCCCUGUACUGGCCAUGAGUCACCAAGAAUGUAAGUACUUCAUCCAAGCCAUAAUAGGUAAUGUGUUGAUACACUAGGUUUGGAAGAUGUGGCAGAUGAUCUGUCCUGUCUUUUUCUACUCCUAACAAACCUGUCAUGUGUCACUAAACAAUUAUUGAUAGUUUUGUUUCAAUUAUUUAACAGGAACAUCAAGGCAGAGUUUUCAGACUGCAGUUUGAUGAUUUUCAGAUAGUCAGUAGUUCUCAUGAUGACACUAUUCUAAUGUGGGAUUUCCUCAAUUCCGACCCGAAUCCAAAGAGCCAGCAACACACCGCCCUGCCAUAGGGGUGUUAAAAUAGCCUAUAAAUUACUUUCUAGGAAGCAGAUUUUUCUGUUUACAUGACUGCAUUGCAACUUUGUAUAUACAAAAAUAUUCUUAAAGUCGAGAUAGCUGUAAAUACUUUCUCUGAUGUAAUUCCAUAGUGUUUUCAGGGCAGUACUACUUGUAGAUACUUAGGUAUUGUAUUUUCUCUUUAUUAAGCUAACUGGAGUAGGUUGGUUAUUCGAAAAUGUGUCGGAGAAAACAAUACUUCUACUACUACAGGGGAGCAGAGGUUAAAAAACUAAUGUUUUGCUUUGUUGGGAAUAACAAAGGACAUGAAAAUGUGUCAUGGACAUUUCUCCCCUUGAACGAUCAGAAACAACUAGUUGUUCAUUCAUUUUUCAUUGUAAUUUAACCUUUUCCUUCCACAAUACUUGAUCUUUCAUUUCAUUCAAUAAGUCGGUUGUAAAGAGUUUUUACCAUUCGUAGGAAUUGUAGCUCUUUACAAAUCUACUGCUAAUAUCCAUGAUUUAGUAGUGGACUCAAUAUUUAAUGUUUGCCUUGGGAUGCUAAUUGCCUAGUUAUAAAAAUUAACAUUACAUAGAUUUUGAAUUUAAAAUUCGUGGACUGUCUUGCUCUGGUAGCAACCUUUAUACAUCAAACAAAUGUUUGCUUAAAGCAAAAUUAUGACCUGGGCCCAGUUGUUCAAAGGCCGAUUAACACUAACCCGGGGUAAAUUUUAAUCCAGGCUUCCUUUUCUUUUCCUCAAAAGCAAGUUCUCGGAUUUUUAGUAUUCUUUUAAGAACAUCCAGUCCUCAAAUUGUAGACAAAGAAUAAAACUUAAUUUGCUUUUUAAACCUUCAAAUUUGAAUUCAAAUUUUGCACUAACCCUGGGUUAUCUUAACCCAACUUUGAACAACCCGGCCCUGGUUGAUAAAACAGUUCUGCAGUGAAUGAAGGUUUCCCUUUAUGAAAUUGAUUCCUUCCCUUCGGUAAUAUAUAUUUUUCUUUGGAGUUUAUCAUGCAUUUGCUAGUUAUAAGCCUUUACCCAAGUUGUUUGUGUACUGUGCCUAUUACUGACGGAUAAGACUUGCAGUGAUUUUUAGGUAUACAAUGCUGUUUUACCCUGAAAGUGAUCAAAAUAUCCUUGUGUGGUCACAAAUAAUUUGUGGCUUCCUUUGUGUGCCGCUUUGCUGUUGCAAGGGUGUACACAAACUUGGGAGACUUUGUCAUCAGUCUCUAAGGUUAUCUAAAUGAUGCAAUGAAACUAUCAGCCAGUGAAUCAAAUUUGAUUGGUCUAUGAGCUAGGAACUCUGCUACUAUUCCACAGGUUUAGAUUUUAAAAUUUGAUGUCGUGCUCGAAAAGUUUCCCGGCAAGUAAGACUGGCUUCCAAGGCUCUUCUCUGAUUAUUUUUUAGGGCCAGUUGAAGCUAAGCAGGCUUAAGUCAUUCUUUGUGCUUGUUAGGUACAGGUUUAUUCUGGGUUGGUUUUACGGUGCUUUCAGAAACAAACUUUGCAUUGUUUCAUAAAUUAUUCUCAUCGUUGUGUUCUGUGUAGUGCUUUGUGUUUCCUUCAGGCAUAACUCCAAUCUGUGUAUGGAUUGACACAAUGCAGAUAAUCUGUAUGUUUACUUAGGUGUAGUUGUUGUUGAAAUUGUUAAUAAUAAUUAUUAUUACUGUUGUCUGAAUUGUAUAAUAAUAAGUCAUUUCAGGUGUGGGGCAGGG